AUGUCGACCACCGUGACCGAAACCAUCGCGCCAACUGCGACUGGCCCUACCAACAACGCAGACCAAUACAGCUUCGACAAGCUUAGCCCCUACACCCACCCGCCUGAGACCAAGGCCGAGCUGCCAUGGUCAGAGCUCGUCACUCUCGAUCUCGAAGACUUUGAUCGACCAGGUGGCAAGGAGCGCUUGGCGAAACAACUGGAGCAUGCCGUCCACCAUGUAGGCUUCUUUUACGUCAAGAACUACGGUAUUGCUCAAGAAGACGUUGAUCGCCAGUUCACGCUGGCGAAGAACUUCUUCGAGCUGCCCGUGUCGGAGAAGGAGAAGUUCGAGGUCAACUAUGGUGCCGCCGACUACAACGGCUGGCGUCGUCCAGGCCGCCGUGUCAUGAGCAAGACCAAGGACAACAUCGAAAUGUACAAUAUGGCCAAGUUCACCAAAGACUUCGAAGGCACGUACGACCAUCCGGAUCUGAUCAAAGCUCAUCUGUCGGAGAUUGAGAAGUUCCACCGAGCGUUGCACUCCAACAUAGUCACGCCGUUGCUGUGUCUCUUUGCCAUCAUUCUCCAACUACCCGACGAAGACUAUCUGGUCAAGCAGCAUACGUAUGAGGAGAAGAGUGAGGACCACUUCCGUUACAUGCUCUACUACUCCCGAAAUGAGCAGGAGUGGAAGGACGCCGACUACGGCAAGAAAGGCGGCCACACUGACCUCGGCACCGUAACACUGCUGUUCCGUCAACCAGUAGCCGGUCUUCAAAUCCUGGGCGAAGACGGCGAGUGGACCUGGGUGUCCCCUCAGCCCGGCACCGUCACCGUCAAUCUCGCGGACACCAUCUCCCACUUGACGGGUGGUUGGCUCAAGAGCAGUGUGCACCGCGUCGUUGCGCCGCCGGAAGACCAGCGGGACUUCAAGCGCACGGGUCUGCUCUACUUUGCUCGCCCGCGUAACAAGACUGUUCUGCUUCCUAUCACUGACUCGCCAGUGCUGGAGGCUGCUGGCGUAAAGCCGAGGUUUGAGGGGAAUGUCACAAUGGAGCAAUGGGUGAAAGCGAAGCAGACGCUGCAGUUGAACCCUGAUAUUGCGGCGAAACGGUGGGCUGAGAAGGGAGACGGUACGGUCGAAGUGCUUGCUGGGUUCAGGGACCAGAAGUACAAGGAGUGA
Anthostomella pinea is the source of this 1164-nucleotide messenger RNA. The record is from the annotation of a GenBank genome assembly. NCBI's taxonomy places the organism in Eukaryota, Fungi, Ascomycota, Sordariomycetes, Xylariales, Xylariaceae.